This is a messenger RNA of Schistosoma turkestanicum, 1746 nucleotides long. NCBI's taxonomy places the organism in Eukaryota, Metazoa, Platyhelminthes, Trematoda, Strigeidida, Schistosomatidae. The record is from the annotation of a GenBank genome assembly.
CAGAAAGUACCGAAUUCUGUAUAUCAUUUUUACUAUGUUUUUUGAAAUUCGUAAAUUUCUACCAUUAUUCAUUGGAAUUCUGACAGGAAUUAUUGUUAUUUCACUAAAAUCUAGAUAUGAAAAUAAACUUAUUCUCUGUAAAAAUGAUAAAACCAGGAAAAUACAUACUGAUUUACAUUUUAAAAUAGGAAAACAUGAAAAAAACCACUCAUAUCAACAGAAAGUGGUCGAACAAACUUACUUAGUUAAUAUAGAAGAAGCUGAAAAAUUACGUUCAUCUGUUCGUAUAUUGUGUUAUAUUAAUACAAUACCAAAAACACAUAGAACCAAGGCUAUUUAUGUCAAAAAUAGUUGGGCAAAACGUUGUACAAAAUAUAUAUUUAUGAGUAGUAAAUAUGAUAAAGAAUUACCAACUGUUAAGUUAAAUUUAAGUUAUCCAGAAAGUCGUAAACAUUUAUGGAGUAAAAUGCGAGCAAUUCUACGUUAUGUCUAUCAAUAUGUAGAUAAAUAUGAUUAUUUUUUAAAAGCAGAUGAUGAUACUUUCGUAGUAAUGGAGAAUUUACGAUCUGUGUUAAGUCAGCAUAAUCCAAAAGAUCCAUUUAUGAUGGGUUAUAAUUUUCCUUACCUUACAAAAAAUGGCUAUUUUUCUGGAGGUGCAGGCUAUGUUCUCUCACAAGAAGCAUUAAAACGUAUUGUUGAACAAGCUAUUGACAAACAUCCAAAUUGUCCAGUAUACGAUGAAGACAAAGAAGAUGUGAAAUUAAGUAUGUGUGGUCAACCAGUUGGUGUAAAACUUUAUCAUAUGGCUGACUUGAAUGGAACUUUUCCAUUCACCUGGCGAAGAGAACGAAGAAACUAUUAUCUUUUCCAAUGGCGCAGUCUCGAAGGUGAAUUUAUUAACCUCGUCCAACCAAAGAAACGUGCUGAAAGUUCAAACUCUCCAGUAAUUACAUCUAAAACAGCUGAUCAUCUUCAUGAUCCGAGUGAUUUACUCAGUGAUCAUUUGAUUAGUUUUCAUUAUAUUCAACCAUUCUACAUGUAUUUACUUGAAUUUAUUGUAUAUCAUUUGAGGCCUAUUCAAAAAAUGGAUUAUUUGAAUGAAUAGUAGUUACAAAGAUAAAAUAAAUAUUAAAACAUGAUUGGAAAAUCAUACUGUAUCUGUGUGUGUUUCUUGUUUUAGCUAAGUUUCUAUUUUUUUACAACCUAAAAUAAAACAAAAAUCAACUUUCUUGUUAAAUAACAAUUUCUUUCAUUUUAUAACAAUGUUAAUUUAUAAAGUUCCUUUUAAAAAUGAUACAUAAAUUAAUUUUAUUUCUAAUUACGCUUCAACUAUUUCUAAUGUCAAUUUAGCCUAUUUAUUCUGUAAAUGUUGAAGAUUUUAUGUUUGUUUUUUUUGUUUCAAUACACAAUUGUUGAUAAAUAUCUGGGCAGUUUCUAUCUCUACUAUAUACGGUUAAAACAUUGUGUAUUUUAUAUCUUGUUUCACAAAGAAUAAGUAUUAAAUGAAUAUUGUUUUCAGUUUUUUAAACUGUGUGUUAGGAUGUUCAUCAAAUAUCCUAAGAGAAUUAUUUUUGUAAGUCUAAUUCUAUUGGUCAAUUCCUACUGGUCAAUAUUAUGAUCGGCCAAACUGUCAAUGUCACAGACUUCAAUGUUGUUUCCUAUUCGACUUAACUGUAUAAAUACGCAUUAUCUGGUAUGUUUUAUGACCAGGACCCGGAUCCCUAGUCCGGGAUCCUGAUUCUCUUC